Molecule: messenger RNA, 861 nt
Organism: Neoarthrinium moseri
Lineage: Eukaryota; Fungi; Ascomycota; Sordariomycetes; Amphisphaeriales; Apiosporaceae
Exons: 3
Coding region: 1-861 (286 amino acids)
Source: RefSeq, a predicted model, not a curated record
AUGGCGGAAUUUCUCAUCAAGGACGAGGACCUCAGUCACAUCAAGGGAAAGGUGGUGAUUGUUACGGGAGGCUCAUUCGGUAUAGGCCUAGCAACCGCCAAUUUGCUCCUCUCGUUGGGAGCUUCCGUCGUUAAUGGUGAUAUCCAGCCUCCAGCGGAGGCUGAAUCACACGGGGGUGCUCUCACUUUCGUGGAGACCGAUGUGACCCGGUGGGCAGACCUAGUUGCGCUCUUUAGGAAGGCCAAGGAGGUCCAUGGCCGGAUUGAUCAUGUCUUCGCCAAUGCCGGCAUCGGUCCUCGCGCCGACUACCUGUCAACGGCCGUAGAUGAGAACGGUGACUUGAAGGAGCCUACGUAUGAUCUGCUGGACGUUGGACUCAAGGGCCUUAUGAAUACAGCUACUCUUGCUGUGUAUUACAUUCGUCAGCAAGCUGAAGGUGGCAGCAUCGUGCUGAACGGCUCUACGACUGGCUUACAACGUCUCAGAGCAGUUGAUUAUGCUACUGCCAAACAUGGUGUCUUGGGCUUCGGCAGAGGUCUGAGUACGCUCGUCAAAGUGGCUGGGCUCCCAAUCCGGGUCAAUACUCUGACGCCAACCUGGACGGACAGCAAUGUUCUCCCAAACCUGAAGCAGAUGAUGGAUAAGAUUGGUGUUGAGGUGCAGCCUCCGUCGGCUGUCGGCCGUGCUGCAAUUGCCAUGAUGGCCGAUUCCUCCAGGCAUGGACACGUAAUACACAUUGCGCGGGGGCGAUACAAGGAAAUUGAUGAGGCAGUGCUCUUGCCUGCCUUUGAGUCUAUAAAGGGAGACUAUCCCUGGGAGGAUGAUGUGCUCCGCCGACUGAUGGAGGCCACGGCCAAUUAG